GAGAAAUUUGAUCAGCUAACUGAAGAUUACUUGGCAGCUGACGGAAAUGGUCGUCGUAAAAAAUCUUUGAUAACACAAGAAGUAGCAAAUAUGAUAAUCUCCGUGUUAAAUAAUCCAGAAACGACUGAAUUCGAUGCACAGUUCCGACAUUGGGCACGCAGAAAAUUCUUAACAAGAAUAAUUCGCGACAAUAUAAAACUUAUUAAUUCGAAAAAUAAGAAACCUGUCUGCAUUAAAGAAGAGCUUUAUGAUGUUAUAGGAAAUACUCACCAUGAGCUUCAACAUGCAGGAUAUAAGAAGACAUUUGAAGCUAUAUCAGAUCAAUAUAGUCAUGUUCCACGGGAACUCGUUGGUUUGUUUGUAAGUGUUUGUACUACAUGCACUGGCCGACGCAGAAUGUUGCCACCAGUUUCGUCCAAACCAAUUAUUAGCAAAAGCUUGUUGUUGCGUGUUCAA
Molecule: messenger RNA, 456 nt
Organism: Paraglomus brasilianum
Lineage: Eukaryota; Fungi; Glomeromycota; Glomeromycetes; Paraglomerales; Paraglomeraceae
Source: the annotation of a GenBank genome assembly